This is a messenger RNA of Daucus carota subsp. sativus, 2487 nucleotides long. RefSeq names its product cullin-1. The record is from RefSeq and is a predicted model, not a curated record. Gene Ontology annotation, cellular component: cullin-RING ubiquitin ligase complex. Gene Ontology annotation, molecular function: ubiquitin protein ligase binding. The coding region runs from base 175 to 2382 and encodes 735 amino acids. The transcript is spliced from 20 exons. Gene Ontology annotation, biological process: protein ubiquitination; ubiquitin-dependent protein catabolic process. Lineage: Eukaryota; Viridiplantae; Streptophyta; Magnoliopsida; Apiales; Apiaceae.
UAGCAGACUCCCGGAAAAAUAGGCUCUUGUUUUAUUGCGAAAAAUAAAACAAGGGUUUAAGAAUCCAGAAAGACAGAACAAAAGAGUUUUACAUAAACGCUCUCAAUCGUCGAAACUCAACUCCACUUUAACUUCUGAUAAUUGUAUUUGGAAGAGUGUUAGCAACUAGAUAGUAUGAAAAUUGUGCAGCUAAAGGAUGGUUUGGCUACUUUGAACAAGGGGGUUACCAAGCUUAAGAAAAUCCUCGAAGGGUUUCCAGAACCGUCGUUUACCACAGAGGAAUACAUUAAUACCUACACGGCGGUCUAUAACCUGUGUUCCCAGCAUUAUCCUUAUAAUUAUUCUCAAGAUGUCUAUGACAAAUACCUGGAUAUUUUCAAAGAUUACAUUGACUUAUGGGUGUUACCGUCUUUGAACCAACGGCAUGAUGAGUUUAUGCUGAGAGAGCUUGAAAAGAGAUGGUUGAACCACAAAAUAAUGAUGAGGUGGCUUUCAAGAUUCUUCGAAUACCUCGAUCGCUACUUCGUUACUCAGAAUUCACUUUCUUCAUUGAAUAAAGCUGGACUUAUUUGCUUUCGUGACAUGGUUUAUGAAGAGGUGAAGUUUAAAGCCAGAGACGCUGUCAUCACACUUAUUAAUAAAGAACGAGAGGGUGAACAGAUUGAUAGAGCUUUAUUAAAGAACAUCAUAGAUGUCAUCAUUCGAGUUGGAAUGGGAAAGAAUGAAUCCUAUGAAAAAGAUUUUGAAGCAUUCAUGCUUGAUAAUUCUUCUUCAUAUUAUUCUCGAAAGGCAUCAAACUGGAUUGCCGAGGAUUCAUGUCCAGAUUACAUGCUCAAGGCAGAGGAAUGCUUAAAAAAGGAGAAGGAAAGAGUAUCUCAUUAUCUGCAUUCAAGUACUGAAGUAAAACUUUUAGAGAAAGUGCAAAAUGAACUGUUGGCGGCCCAUCACAGCCAAUUACUUGAAAAAGAGCACUCUGGAUGCCGAGUUUUACUUGAAGAUGGCAAGGUCGAAGAUCUUUCUCGAAUGUUCAGACUUUUCUCCAAAAUUCCCCAGGGACUGGAACCAGUGGCCGAUAUAUUUAAAAAACAUAUUAUGUGUGAAGGUACAGCUCUCAUCCAACAGGCAGAAGAUAUUGCAGCAGCAUCUAAAGCAAAAAAUCUUGGUGGUCCAGAACAGGCUUUUGUCCAAAAAGUUAUCGAGUUGCAUGACAAGUACAUGAAAUAUGUCAAUGACUGUUUCACGAACCACACUCUCUUUCACAAGGCCUUGAAAGUGGGUUUUGAGGUCGUCUGUAAUAAAAAUGUAUCUGGCUCUCCAAGUGCAGAACUACUGGCUUCAUUUUGUAAUAAUAUACUCACCAAGGGUGUAAGCAAUUUGACUGAUGAAGCUUAUGAAGAAACAGUAGAUAAGGCUGUCAAGCUACUCUCGUAUAUUAGUGAAAAAGAUCUCUUUGCUGAGUUUUGCAGGAAAAAGCUUUCUCGACGUUUGCUUUUUGACAAAAGUGCUGGCGACGACCAUGAAAGACUUAUACUGACAAAGCUGAAACAACAAUGUGGUGCACAAUUUACAUCGAAGAUGGAGGGGAUGGUGACAGAUAUGACCUUAGCCAAAGAAAAACAGAAUGAAUUUGUGGAAUAUCUUAAAGUUAGUGGAGUUGUCCAUCCAGGGAUUGAUUUGAAUGUUACGGUUCUUACUACUGGAUUCUGGCCAACUUACAAGUCCUCCGAUCUCAAUCUUCCACCCGAGAUGGUCAAGUGUGUCGAGGUUUUCAAAACCUUCUAUGAAACUAAUACAAAAAAGAGAAAGCUUACAUGGAAUUACUCACUAGGAAACUGUAUUAUAACCGGAAGAUUUGAUAGAAAGACUAUUGAGCUUAAUGUGCUCACAUUUCAGGCUGCAGCUUUGUUACUGUUUAAUACUGCAGACAAACUGAGCUAUUUAGAAGUCCAGGCACAAUUACAUUUAUCUGAUGAUGAUCUGGUUAGAGUACUGCACUCACUCUCAUGUGCCAAGUAUAAAAUUCUGAAAAAGACUCCGAGCUCAGACACUGUGUCCUCAACAGAUUAUUUUGAAUUUAAUUCAAAGUUCACCGAUAAGAUGAGGAAAAUCAGGAUCCCUCUUCCCCCAGUAGAUGAAAGAAGGAAAACAGUUGAAGAUGUUGACAAAGACAGACGUUAUGCUGUUGAUGCCUCACUUGUUCGUAUCAUGAAGAGUCGAAAAGUCCUAGGCCAUCAGCAGCUGGUGACGGAGUGUGUUGAGCAAAUGAGCCGCAUGUUCAAGCCUGAUUUCAAGCUAAUUAAGAGGCGCAUUGAAGAUUUGAUAGCCAGGGAUUAUCUGGAAAGGGACAAGGAGAACCCGAAUAUGUUUAAGUACGUAGCUUGAUAUAAAUGCCGCUAUCAAAUGAGACUGAAUCCAUUUUGUUAGCCAUGCAAAGACAUCUUUAUUUUCUUUUUAAAGUUCCUCCAGAAACCUAAGAUAUAAACCAAA